AUAUACACAUGGCAUCGUAUAACUGCGAUACAAAUUGUGAAUACUAACAAAAUUCAUUAACGAUAAAUAAAAAAAAUAAAAUGGACAACAAUCGUCGAAGUAGCAUUGUAGAACCAACGGGCGGCGGUUACGCACCGGAUACAAGAAGUCAAUUGAACACGACGACAGUACAACCUAAGCCAUCGCAGCGAGCGCCUGAAUUUCAUUCGAGACCGACACGGCCAGAAUUCUAUCAGCAAGGCCCUUACGGCACAACAAAUAAGCCACAGGGACAGCAACAACGGCCGCCAACGCCGAGGAUGCCUGGUGACAAUAAAGCCAGUCCCUGGAAUAUUAUCCGACAAACUUUGCCACCGGAUGUCGGGGUCCGUGGUUCAGUACAGCUGCAACAACAGCGUGGGCCACUGCCCCAAAACUAUAACAACAUUAACAACAAUACCAUGCAACAGAGACCACCAUUGCAACAAGAGCAGCAACAGUACAGACAACAGAUGCCGAUGCAGGAACGUCGUGGCCCUGCACCUCGAGUGUCUGAGGAAAGGCCGCUGCCGCAAUUCAGAUCGGAAAAUGGUAGACAAGUGAGAACCGUUGAAGGUGGUGCCGAUGACGACGAAGAAGUGGUAGUCAACUCUACUAUAAACCAACAGUUGCAGCAACAGCAACAGUCGAUGCUAAGUCGAAGGGAUUCAGUAGUACUUGCAGGUAGCCGAACCGGUGAUGGAAUAGCUGAUCCAAACAAGCAGUGGCAGCCGAAGGCGGCGGCACCGGGGGCUGUGCCGUAUGGAAAACCGCAGCCACAGGAACAACAGUACGGUCGACAAUCAUUGAUGAUACCCGAGGGCCAGGAGCAGACACGCUUUCCAGCACAGGCAACUGGUGGAUAUAAUAGCAACAGACUAGCGAUGAUGCAGGGAGACGACAGCAGUAGACAACCAGCGCAGGCACAAAAUGGCAUGCAAAAGUCCAGAGAUGUGCAGCCACAACAACAGCAACAAAAACAACAACAGCAAAAUUUGUUGACGAGACGGGAUAGUGUAUUUGACGCAAAUACUGCAAAAGUCAAUACAGAAAUGAUGUCGCGCAGGAACGACGGGAUGGCCGAGUAUGGAAGGAGACCGGGGCCGGACUUGCGAGAUGAUAGUGGCAACAGGUGGCAGCCGGAGCUAGUCGGUGGAGGCCGGAGACCGCCGCCCAUGCAGGACUCGGUGCAAGAGGAUGGCAAACGACCGGCUGCCGAAUAUAAGGAAGACAUGAGUGGCAGACGUUUGACGGAUUUCAAAAACAGUAGACCAGAAGCUGGUGCCACCGUCGACUUUGGGGCGGCUGCCAGACAGGUGAAUGCUGUGGCCCGGCCGGACGAUAAACCGUAUGAUAGACAGUCUGUCAGAGAUUACGAACAACCAAGGUACGAGCGUAAAGCGUCACUAGAAAAAGAUCAACCUGUCCCGAAAGCGGCGGCGGUGGAACACGGCAAUCGAGCGUCGGAACUUAGAAAGUUGCACUUCGACUCCACUUAUUUAAAACCGGUCAGAGAGCAACAGCAAUAUGUAGCUAACGAUGACAGUAAGGUGGCCGCAGCGCGUGGCAGAGUGUCGCAAGUGGAAGAGACGAGAGCUAGGGAUUAUGCGGUCGCGGCGGUGAAAUCGACCGGUGACGGCAACCCGCCAAACGAACGAUACAAAGCGACAUUCACCGAGGCGGCAGACGGUGCUAAAAGUGGAAAUGACGAGGUCGUGCCACAGAUGAGUAAGAACUCCAGGCCCGAUACUUUAAAAAUAAUUAAAGACAAUGAACCCCUCAAAGAUUUGUCAAACUCGAAAAGUGAUCGUCGUAAUGAAAACGACGUGGGCAAGUCGCCGAGCAAAAUCCCGAAAAAAGACCGGUCAGAAUUGAAAACGCCCACUCGAGCCGUUACACCAAAGUCUCCCGAGAACUUGAUGUCUAUUGGACAAAAGAAGUUGCCGAUGAAUAAAGUGCAAGUGGGAUCUGCACCAUCUCCAAAUCUCAAGGUAGUUCGAUCGAAAGUCGGAUCACUGCAAAACACCAGUCACAAACCAGGUGGUGGGCAAGUGAAAAUUGAAAACAGAAAACUCGAAUGGAAAGCCGGUACGAGAGUUGAGGCCAAAAACGACGCGUAUGUUCCCGGUGGUGGCGAUAAAAAGAUUCAAAGUGUUAAACUGCAGUGGAAUGCCAAACCUAAAGUAGGUUCAUUGGACAACAAAACACACAAGCCUGGCGGUGGUGACAAAAAAAUCGAAACUGUUAAGCUCGAUUUCAAAGACAAAGCAAAACCGAAAAUUGGAUCUAAAGACAAUAUUAAACACACUCCCGGCGGAGGAGCUGUCAAGAUUGAGGAUCAAAAAUUGGAUAUAAAAGCUCAGAGCAAAGUUGGAUCAUUAGACAACGUGAAACAUAGACCGGGCGGAGGAGAGGUGAAAAUAUUUGACGAUAAAAGUUAUAUAAAACAAACAACCGCAGGACAGACCGGCACACCGACAAAAACGCAGAGCUCGAGAUCAUCGCAAGUCGGCAAUGUAGCUGAACAAGAAAUUUAGACUACCAUCAUCACUUCAUAAGCAUUAUUUUAUUAUUACGUAUUUCAUCCUUGAAGUACACAUUAUAUAAUAAUAAUAUAUAGUAUUAAUGCUUUUGAUAAGGCUCUAUUAAAGCCAGAGCACAUAUUAUUGUGCAUUUGUUAUUACUGAAUAAUAUGUUUGCACAACCAUAAAACAUUUGCUGGUACAUGUACGUAUUAAUAAUAAUCAAAUGUAAAAAGCAUUGAUUUGUACUAAGUUUUAUUGAUUUUAAAAUAUAACUUUAUUAUCACUUUUUUUGACACAACAACAAUAUUGUCGUUAUCGCAUUUCAUUGUUGCAUAGCUCCAGAGAAGUUCUAGUUUGAAAAGUCCAAUAAGUAUGAAGUUAUAUAGCCCUGACGAGCGAC
Messenger RNA from Melanaphis sacchari, 2943 nucleotides. RefSeq names its product microtubule-associated protein tau (gene tau). NCBI's taxonomy places the organism in Eukaryota, Metazoa, Arthropoda, Insecta, Hemiptera, Aphididae. Gene Ontology annotation, cellular component: neuron projection. The transcript is spliced from 8 exons. Gene Ontology annotation, biological process: neuron projection development; microtubule cytoskeleton organization. Bases 81 to 2555 code for a protein of 824 amino acids. The record is from RefSeq and is a predicted model, not a curated record. Gene Ontology annotation, molecular function: microtubule binding.